GGCGGCCGCGGGGGACGCGGGGCGGGCGGCGGCCCCGGGGGCUGCGGUUCCUGCUGCCGGGCCCGCCGCGGGGCCGCGCCGCUACUCGCUGCUGGCGAUCGUGGGCGGCGGCUGCCACCGGCCCGGCCUGCUGGCCGCUGCGCUGCAGCAGCUGGAGCGAGGAAUCCGCUCCUGGGACAUCGACCUCUCCUCCUGCAACCUGGAUGAGCAGCUGAAGCUCUUUGUGUCCCGUCACUCGGCCACUUUCUCCAGCAUUGUGAAAGGUCAGAGGACCCUUCACCACCGGGGAGAUGUCCUGGAGACCCUGGUGCUGCUCAACCCUUCAGACAAGUCUCUCUGUGACGAGCUGCGGAACCUGAUCACAGAUGUGUCCCAGCACAAGCUGCUGGUGUUUGCUGGGCCCUGCGUGGAGGAGACAGGGGAGCUGAUGCUGCAGACAGGCUGCUUCUCCCUGCGGGAUUUCAUCCAGAUCUUCACCGACAAGGAGGUCGGGGAGAUCCUGAGCUCCGCGGAUCCCUCGGCCAAGGCCAGGCUGACCAUCAGCUGCCCUGACUUUGGGGAGUGGAAGGACUCGGGCUUGGACCAUCAGAACCUCCAGGACUUCAUCGAGCUGCGCUACAACCCGGGCUGUGUCCUGCCAGAGAUGGAGGGGCUGGAGGAGUUCAUGGAGUACCUCUCGGAGUCGCUGGAGCCCCAGUCCCCAUUCGACCUCCUCGAGCCCCCCACCAUGGUUGGCUUCCUGAAGCUCUCCAAGCCCUGCUGCUAUAUCUUCCCAGGCGGGAGAGGGGACUCAGCUUUCUUUGCUGUCAAUGGCUUCAAUGUCUUGGUCAACGGUGGCUCCAACCCCAAAUCAUCCUUCUGGAAGCUGGUCCGGCACCUGGACCGCAUCGACUCCAUCCUGGUGACCCACAUGGGGACAGACAGCCUGCCUGGAGUCAACAGCCUGCUGCAGAGGAAGCUGGCUGAGCUGGAGGAGGACCCGUCCCAGAGCUCCCAGGGGAAUGGGGACUGGGCCAAGAACCUCAUCUCCCCCGAGCUCGGCGUCGUCUUCCUCAACGCCUCCGAGAAGCUGAAGGACAUCGAGGGAAACUCGCGGGUGCUGAAGAGCUGUGAUGAGGCUGCCCUGACCCUGCACUACCUGGAGAAGCUGGGCAUCCAUCCCAACCCACUGGCCCGGGACAGUGGACCCCGUGCUGAGCCCACCGUCCUCUUCCAGAAGAUGGGAGUGGGCCGGUUGGACAUGUAUGUUCUGAACCCUGUGAAGGGCACCAAGGAGCUGGAUUUUCUCCUGCAACAAUGGUCGGGCAACAGCUACCCCAAGGAGCAGGACUUGCCCCUGCAGUGCUUGACCUCUGUCUGUGCCCUGCUUGUCUGGCACCCUGUCAGCCCCUCUGAGAAGAUCAUCCGGGUCCUCUUCCCUGGCUGCACCCCCCAGGGCCGCAUCCUGGAGGGGCUGGAGAAGGUGAAGCACCUGGAGUUCCUCAAGCACCCCGUGGUCACCAAGAAUGACUUGAAGGGACCGUCAGCAUCCCAACCAGAGAAGCUGCUCAAGCAGAAGAGGGCAGAGAGCAAGGAGAGCCUGAAGUCAGCUUCCAAGAUCAGCUUGGUGGAUACCGGAGUGCUGGCACCAAAGGAGAAGGCUCCAUCGAAGGUGGAGAGGAAGGAGGUGAAGGCAGGGACCAAGGAGAAGCCAAAAUCCCUGGGGGAGGCAGCCAGAGCAGGGUCAGAAGAGGAGAAAGCCAAGGAUGCUCGGGCCAAGCUGGACUCUUCAGUGGAGAAGCUGAAGACGGACACGAAGCCGAAGCUGAUCAAAGAGAAAGUGGUGCCCAAGAAGGAGCCCACGCCCCGGAAAGAGGAGAAGAAGCUGCUGAAGAAGGAUGAGGGGGCUGAGGUGAAGGGAGAGGCCAAGAAGGAGGUCAAGGCAGUGGUGAAGAAGGAGGUGAAGGCUGAGACGCUGCGGAGGGACACAAAGGAGAGCAAGGCAGAGGCCAAAGCUCCUGCCAAGACCCCAGCCCGGAAAACAUCGGCCCUGGAGCCCCGCAAACCCCUGGCCAAGACCAGCAGCGUCAAGAAACCCCCCUUGAAGAAAGAGCCAGAGAAACCCAAGGCCAAAACCCCCCGGGAGGUGGGUGGCAGGAAAGAGCCAGGGGUGUCAGAUGGCUCCAAGUCCUCCUCCCCUGAGGACAUGCUGCCCGAGGCAGAGCAGGGCCAGGGGGCUGCCUCACUGGGGGCUGGUGGGAGGAGGAGGAAGGAGGAAUCAACAGAUGAAGGCAUCACCACGGCCGAGAGCGAGCUGGAACCUUCACCGCUGGAGAACGGGGGGGCUGAGGGCCCAGGAGAUUCAUCCUGCCUGGAGAAUGGCCUGGAAGACCUCGAGAGCCACCAACGCUUCCACUACCUGGAGAGCAGCCCCCUUCGAGCCGUCUGCCCCCCCUCACCCCUGGCCAAGACCCCCAAGAGCGACCGCAGCGUCAACUUCGACCUGACGCCCACCGGGGUGCUGAACCACGGCCCCGAGGGGGGCGAGGACGCCUGUGGCAGCUCCGAGGAGAAGACCCUGGAGAUGAUGUCUCCAGCCAGCUCAGGGCCGGCCAGUGCAGGCCACACGCCCUUCCACCAGUCACCAGUGGACGAUGGUGUGGAGGACCCAGGUGCUGGCACCAACCAGCAGCCAAACCCGUGGCCGCUAGCGGGGGGCAAAACCUGCCAGGACGGCCCCGGCGCCCCGCAGGAGAAGCAGGCGGGCUGCCUGUCCCUCAGCCCCUUCAAGGACGACGUCCCUGACGUGUCCCCCACCAUCACCACCCCCUCCCUGCCAGCUGAGGUGGGCUCCCCUCACUCCACCGAGGUGGAUGAGUCUCUCUCGGUGUCCUUCGAGCAGGUCCUGCCACCCGUCAGCGAGUCCCCGCCGGAGGAGGGCAGGCGGUCCCGGGGGACCGGGGGGACACCGGAGCCAGAGGCCACCAAGGGUGGGUUGUCACUGCCACUGCGGCCCUGCCACCAGUCACCGCGGGCUGAUGGUGACAUGGGGACCCGGCCCGGCCGCCGUUCUGACUCUCCCCACGACGUGGACCUGUGCCUGGUGUCACCCUGCGAGUUCGAGCACCCCAAAUCCGAGCGGUCGCCCUCGGCCGCCGCCAGCCCCCGGGACCUGUCGGACAGCGACGCCUCCCAGGAGCUGGUGCCGCAGCGGGGCCAGCCCCUCCAGCCGGCGGGAGAGACCCCUCCCACUUCUGUCAGUGAGUCCCUGCCCACCCUCUCCGACUCCGACGUCCCUCCCGCCACCGAGGACUGUCCCUCCCUCCUGGCCGACGGGCUGGAGUCGGACGAGGACUCGGAGCAGCCCACCCGCGGCGUGGCCCGGGCUCGUGACCCGCUGCCCGCCCCCAUGAAGGACCCCUGCCCCCUCCCUGCCCAGCCUGGCAUCUGCAUGGUGGACCCCGAGGCGCUGCUGGCCGAGCCCCCCCGCGCCGGGAAGAAGGAGCCCCCUGGCAAAGUGAAGAGGGUCCCGUCCCGUGUGGGCUCGGUGCCCGCCGCCCCAAAAGCUGAGCCCCCCCGACACACCCCCCUGGCCCCCAAGGCCAGGGGUCCCGCCAGCUCGGCCCGUGACACUGGGGACAAGGCCAGGCUGACCCUUGGGGACAAGAAGGACCCUCCGGCGGGGACACCCGCACCCCAGGGACCACCCGUGGCACUGGAGCCCGAGCACCAGUGGGAGCUGGACGGGCGUCGCCGGCAGGUGCACGGGCUGCAGCCCCCCCGGGCCCCCCCCAUCUACGUGGACCUGGCCUACCUGCCCGGCUCCUGGAGCGCCCGGACGGUGGAUGAGGAGUUUUUCCGGCGCGUCCGUUCCCUCUGUUACGUGAUCAGCGGUGACGACCACCUGAAGGAAGGGGUCCUGAGGGCUCUGCUCGAUGCCCUGCUCGCUGGCAAACAUCAGUGGGGCACUGACACCCAGGUGACCUUGAUCCCCACCUUCGACUCGCUGGUGAUGCACGAGUGGUACCAGGAAACCCACGACCGGCAGCAGGAGUUGGGCAUCACAGUGCUGGGCAGCAACAGCACCGUGGCCAUGCAGGACGAGACCUUCCCUGCCUGCAAGGUGGAGUUCUGAGGAAGGGGGGGGGUUGGAGUGGAGGAGGGGGCUUCAUCCCCACCAUCCUCCUCCUCUCUGAGCACCCCCCUCUCCUUCCCUCCUCACCCAGGGCCAUGCCAGCCCCUGGCUGAUGUGGCUGGGAGGGGAGGGAGAUGGGGAGGGGUCUGCUGGGGGGAGGUGGGGUUAUCUGUGUGUGUGUCCCCCCCACUCCAAGGACUGGCAGGGGCUCCCCCGGGCCCCCCCCCAGCCCAGCACACCCACAUGCUGCACCCCCACAGGCUGCGUGGCCCUUGCAUGCCCCCACACCUCACUCUGCACCCACCAACCUCCCUGGGGAGAGGGAGGGGGAAUGAGGGACCAGCCAGGAACAGGGUGACCCUGCCUGGGGGGGGGGAGGUCAGGAUCUGUCCCCCCCUCCAGCAGUGGUGCUGAACUGUGCUUGAUUCAACAGGGUAAAUUUCAUUGUUUGCUGUUUUGCUCCCCCCCCUCCAAAUAAGCCACUACUGCCACCAACCCCUCCUUCCCGGGUCCUGCAGCCCUGGGGGGGCCCAGUUCACCUACCUGGGGGGGGGGGCUGUGGGAUGACCUGGAGGGCUGGGGGGGUGUUCCCAUGGAGCAGCCAUACUUGGGAGGGGGGGGGGCUGCAGUGGAUGCUCCUUUGGCACUACAGCCAUGAGGUCUGUGUGUGUCCCCCCCCCCAGGCACAGCCAGACCCUCUGGCCACCAAGAAAGGUUGUGUGUGUGUGUGUCCCCUCACAUGCAGCAGCUUUUGGGGGGGCUUUCUGAUGGCUGAGACCUGGCAGCUCGCUGCACUGAUGGCUGUUACCUCCCAGCAUUGAGGUCCUGGGGCCUGACCCUGUAUGUGGAGGGGGGGGGCUGGGGGAGACACCCCCCCCCCGACCCAAGCCCUGGAGGUGCUGGAAGGGGCUGCCCAGAAACCAAACAUCACGUGCAAUUUUUAGGGGGUUUUGUGAGUUGGGGAGCAGGGGGGGUGGGGGGUACGACACAGGAUUUGUCCCCCCCCCACCUUCCAGCCCCAUCUGGGACAAACAAACACUAACCCGUUUUGUAGGAGGCUCCUCCCUGGUUGUUUUUUUUUUGUUGUUGUUGUUUUUUUGUAAUGACUUUUUAAGGAAAAUUUAAAAAAAAAAGAGGAAAAUAAAUAACAACAAAAAAAAAGAUUAAAAAAAAGAAAAAGAAAGAAACAAACAAGGGAAAAAAAAACCAAACCACAAAAAACCAAAAGACACCAAACAAACAAAACAAAAACUGAACAAACCAAACCUGUCCCCGUGGGAGGUUUAUUUAUCUGUGACACCCCCCCCCCCCCCCCCCGACCUCCCCCGAACCCCCCCCGCCCCAUCCGGGGGGGGGGUGCGUUUUACCUUGGAUUGUAUCGUGGUUCGGGGGGGGGGGUGGGGGGGGACUGAAUGUUUCACCUUUAGUGCUUUAUAUAUUUUUUCUUAGCUGGAAGCUGGUUUGGAGGUCGGGGGGGGGUGUGUGUGUUGUAAACCCCUCCCCCCGGAUCCCCCCGACCCCUCCCCACGGCUGC
Molecule: messenger RNA, 5648 nt
Organism: Apus apus (common swift)
Lineage: Eukaryota; Metazoa; Chordata; Aves; Apodiformes; Apodidae
Gene: MAP1S
Product: microtubule associated protein 1S
Biological process (GO): microtubule cytoskeleton organization; regulation of microtubule depolymerization; axonogenesis
Cellular component (GO): cytosol; microtubule; dendrite
Molecular function (GO): microtubule binding; actin binding
Source: RefSeq, a predicted model, not a curated record